Molecule: messenger RNA, 579 nt
Organism: Ceratosolen solmsi marchali
Lineage: Eukaryota; Metazoa; Arthropoda; Insecta; Hymenoptera; Agaonidae
Product: peptidoglycan-recognition protein SC2-like
Exons: 5
Coding region: 1-579 (192 amino acids)
Biological process (GO): innate immune response; peptidoglycan catabolic process
Molecular function (GO): peptidoglycan binding; N-acetylmuramoyl-L-alanine amidase activity; zinc ion binding
Source: RefSeq, a predicted model, not a curated record
AUGAAUUAUUUAAGUUGGAAGCGUAAGAUAUGCAAGCAGGCACAGUUCAAAGAAGAUGAAAAAAUCAGUUUUAUCAGAAGAUCCGAAUGGGGAGCUACAAAACAACGUGAUGAUGUAAAUCCAUUAAAAAUAAAGCCGCCAACUCAUGUCAUCAUUCAUCAUUCAGCUACUGAUACAUGCACUACAAGAGCAGUUUGUCAAGCAAAAAUUCGAGCUUUUCAAAAAUAUCAUAUGAAUGACAAAAAAUGGAAGGAUAUUGGCUACAAUUUCAUUAUAGGUGAAGAUGGAAAUAUUUAUGAAGGCCGAGGUUGGGGAAAAAAUGGUGCGCAUACAAUAGAUUAUAAUAACAGAAGCAUUGGCAUUUGUAUUAUUGGAACUUAUCAAAAUCGAAUUCCAAAUAUUGUUGCAAUAAAAGCCAUAAAGAAUUUAAUUUCGUACGGAGUUACCACUGGUAAUAUCAGUAAUAAUUAUAUUUUAAUUGGCCAUCGGCAAGCAGAUUCAACAUCUUGUCCUGGAGAGAAACUGUAUCAAUUUAUUCAAACCUUACCACAUUGGAUGAACGAUUUAAAUAAAAUAUAA